Molecule: messenger RNA, 900 nt
Organism: Mycotypha africana
Lineage: Eukaryota; Fungi; Mucoromycota; Mucoromycetes; Mucorales; Mycotyphaceae
Product: SURF1 family-domain-containing protein
Exons: 4
Coding region: 1-900 (299 amino acids)
Biological process (GO): mitochondrial respiratory chain complex IV assembly
Cellular component (GO): mitochondrion; membrane
Source: RefSeq, a predicted model, not a curated record
AUGUGGAGACGAUUAAGCCAGAACUGUUUUCAACGCUUGAAGAACGACUGCCAUAGGAGGCAGCAGCUGGUUGUUCAGAAUAGUAGAUGGUUUACACAGCAAGUGACCGAGACAACAGCGACACCGAAAGCGACCAUAAAAGAGACGUACACACCCAGGAAACGCAAGUUUAACGUGAGUACAGCUUUAUUGUGUACUAUUCCUUUUGUCACAUUUUAUCUUGGUUGCUGGCAAGUACAAAGACUUCGGUGGAAAGUCAAUUUGAUUCGAACGUUGGAAGAUCGAUUAUAUCAAGCGCCCAUUCCUUUACCCAAACGUAUAAGCCCCGAUACUUUAGAGGACUAUGAAUAUCGUAAAGUGUAUAUGAAAGGUCGAUAUAGACACGACCAAGAGUUUUUCUUGGGACCACGAACAAGAGGCGACGGUAAUGUGGGCUACUUUAUCAUUACGCCUUUUGAAAGAGAUAAUGGCACAACCGUGUUGGUGAAGAGAGGAUGGGUUUCGCCCGAUAAAAGAGACCCGUCGACGAGACCUGAUAGUUUAGUAACGGAUGAAGUAGAAGUGAUCGGCUUGAUACGUACAAAUGAAGAGAAAAAUAAAUUUACACCAGAGAAUGAUAUUGAAGGAAACCAGUGGUAUUGGGCCGAUGUAGAAACGAUAGCCAAGUUGACGAAUGCACAACCUAUCAUGAUAGAACGUGUCUCAGAUGUCAAGCCUUCCAGAGAGUAUUCAUUGAUUGAAAGAGGGAUUCCAGUGGGUAGAGCGCCUACGGUUGAAGUACGAAAUAACCAUCUGAAUUAUCUUAUUACGUGGUACUCGCUUUCUUUCGCUACGAGUAUCAUGUUGUGGCGCGUUUUGAGGAGGCCUCCUGCAAGACCACAAAAGAUAAAGCGCUUGUAA